Medioppia subpectinata is the source of this 606-nucleotide messenger RNA. The record is from the annotation of a GenBank genome assembly. Lineage: Eukaryota; Metazoa; Arthropoda; Arachnida; Sarcoptiformes; Oppiidae.
AUGCUUGGAUUUGCCAUAUCAGCCUUUGUGACUAUUAUUGAAAAAAUUUACGUUUACGUCGAGUAUCCGUUCGAAUUCACGGAUCAAACACUUAGAUCCUACAGAAGCUGCGCUAACCCUACCGCCGCUCGACAGACAAUCACAUAUCAAAAUAAUUACUCAUUUGGUGCCCACUUUUACGCCAUGACGUGUCUUAUAUGCGCCGUAUACUCAAUGGCCGCACUCGUACUACACGCGUGCGCUGGACGUCCAUUUUGGGCCACCAUUGACAUGAUUGGCACCAUUAUGUUGGCCAUAGUUUGUCCGGUGGCCACCACUGUAUGGGCGGUAACCGUACAUAAAAUACGUUAUUUUGCGAGUCCAUGUAAUUUGUGGAUAGGGUUGGAGUUAAGUAGUCAUCCCAACACAGAUGAUAGCGCUAACCCACGCGGCGAGUGCUAUGAGUCAAACCCCGGGAUAUGGACCAUGCUCAAUAUAUCACAAACUCAAUCCCGUGGCCAACAAGUGUCGGAUCAAAAGGUAGCGCCCGUUGAAGGCGGACCUAAGGCCUGGUUUGGAGAGCAAACACCGCAAUUGUCGCCACACAAGUUGGGCGCCGGAAUCUGA